UAUAUGACCGAAUGCGCAUUGUGUUGCAUUCUGUUCUUGGUAUACUGUCACUUGUAAAUUGAGUGAUGAAAUAAUAUUUAGUGUAUUUUAUAGCUAUAUAUAUUUGCUUUUGAAAGGCUUGUUGCAAAAAGAAAUGAUUAUUUUAAGUCUUGCAAUAAUAUCAACGCAUUUUCGGUCAGUACAAUAGGAGUUGGUGUGCGUGGCCAAUUUUGCCAACUAUUUCCGGAAUAACCUCUGUAAGGUGUAUUAACGGCAUCAUAAACGUCAUAAAAUAAUACGUAAUAUCAAUAACAUUUUCCCAAGUGAAGAGGCAUUAGUUUAAAGACUUAAAACCAGUUCAGUGUCUUCCCAAACAAUAUGGGCCUAACAAUUAGUAGCUUACUUACCCGGCUCUUUGGCAAAAAGCAAAUGAGAAUAUUGAUGGUGGGCCUGGAUGCUGCUGGAAAAACUACCAUAUUGUAUAAAUUGAAACUAGGUGAAAUAGUCACAACAAUACCUACUAUUGGCUUCAAUGUUGAAACUGUUGAAUACAGAAAUAUAUGUUUCACGGUGUGGGAUGUUGGUGGUCAGGAUAAAAUCAGACCACUUUGGAGACAUUACUUCCAAAACACUCAAGGUCUUAUUUAUGUUGUUGAUAGUAAUGACCGUGAACGCAUUGGAGAGGCAGAACGUGAAUUAGCAAACAUGUUAAAAGAAGAUGAACUGAGAGAUGCAGUUCUCUUAGUGUUUGCUAAUAAACAAGAUUUACCAAAUGCCAUGUCUGCAGCAGAACUUACAGAUAAAUUGGGACUAAAUUCUUUACGUGGACGUCAUUGGUAUAUUCAAAGCACUUGUGCUACUCAAGGACAUGGACUUUAUGAAGGACUUGACUGGUUGAGUAAUGAACUAGCUAAAAAGUGAUAAAGUACUGUCGUUAUACAUAAUCUUCAUGAACAAUUUAUUCAUCAAGCAUGGACGUAGAAGACAGGUUGCAAUUUCCAUUUUGUCAGAUUACGCACUAUGUGUACAAUUUAAUACCACUGUGAUUGUAAUAUUUAAGAAAGAAAUUACUUGAAAUAAUCUAAACUUGACUGGGACUGAGACUAUCCAAGUCAGUGCUAAAAGCUGAAACAGGUUUUAUUUUCAAAAUGAAAUU
Frieseomelitta varia is the source of this 1135-nucleotide messenger RNA. It is a transcript of the gene Arf102F, whose product is annotated as ADP-ribosylation factor 2. Gene Ontology annotation, biological process: intracellular protein transport; vesicle-mediated transport. Lineage: Eukaryota; Metazoa; Arthropoda; Insecta; Hymenoptera; Apidae. Gene Ontology annotation, cellular component: plasma membrane; cytoplasm. The transcript has a single exon. The record is from RefSeq and is a predicted model, not a curated record. Gene Ontology annotation, molecular function: GTPase activity; GTP binding. Bases 358 to 900 code for a protein of 180 amino acids.